Messenger RNA from Cucurbitaria berberidis CBS 394.84, 354 nucleotides. RefSeq names its product small nuclear ribonucleoprotein Sm D2. Gene Ontology annotation, cellular component: catalytic step 2 spliceosome; U4/U6 x U5 tri-snRNP complex; precatalytic spliceosome. Gene Ontology annotation, molecular function: RNA binding. Gene Ontology annotation, biological process: RNA splicing; spliceosomal snRNP assembly. The record is from RefSeq and is a predicted model, not a curated record. Lineage: Eukaryota; Fungi; Ascomycota; Dothideomycetes; Pleosporales; Cucurbitariaceae. The transcript is spliced from 4 exons. Bases 1 to 354 code for a protein of 117 amino acids.
AUGGUGGACGCAAAGAUUCAAGAGCUCAUGGCCAAGCCGCGGCACGAGUUGACUGAGUACGAGGUCGCUCAAGUCGAGGAGCAUGAACUCACUACCGGACCCCUCUCCAUCCUCCAGACCGCCGUCCGCUCGCGCACACAAGUCCUGAUCUCCUGCCGAAACAACCGCAAGAUACUCGCACGUGUCAAGGCUUUCGACCGUCAUUGCAACAUGGUUCUCGAGAACGCAAAAGAGAUGUGGACUGAGACUCCGCGGUUAGCGAACGGCCAGUACGGCAGGAAGGUCAACAAGGACCGCUUCAUCUCUAAACUAUUCCUUCGGGGCGAUUCGGUUAUUCUUGUUCUGCUUUCAUAA